AUGAAUAAAUCAGCCUUUAUAUAUAUUGUGUUCAUCAUUCUAAGCUUCAUAAGGUCCUUUCAGCUCUAUUGGACAUCUACUCGAGAAUUAAGAUCAACCACCAAGAGACAAUGGCUACCUACAAAAAGGACAAAGAGCUUACCUUUACUGCCGAGAAAUGAUUCGAUCAUUAUCAAAAAUGAGCCCAAUGAGCUAUUUUACUUUAUACACGUAACUGACCUUCACCUUUCAAGAUAUCGAGCCAAGGGUCAUACAAGUCAUUUUUUGCAUUUUAUCCAAUCUAUUUUACCCGUGAUAAAACCUGAAUUUGUUGUGGUCACUGGUGACUUGACAGACGCCAAAGAUAGGAAAAGGAUCACAUCACAACAGUAUUUGGACGAAUGGGAUGUCUAUCAACAAGCGAUAAAUGAAAAAGUUCGCGUGGAUUGGUUUGACAUACGUGGAAAUCAUGAUUGUUUUGAUUUGCCUUCUUGGAAAUCACGAAUCAAUUAUUAUAGAACACAUGGUCAAAGCGCAUCCCUGGUAGAGCAAGGUAAAGGCAUUUACACCUGGCAGGUCAACAAACAAAUCGGAAAUUAUCAGUUUGUUGCUAUAGACGCAUGUCCUAAAAGAGGUCCUUCAAGGCCCCUCAAUUUCUUUGGUUAUCUUACGUCAAGGACCAUGGAUAGAUUAGAAAAGGCGUUAACAUGGAAGCAGUUUAAUCAUACAUUUGUGUUUUCUCAUUAUCCGACAACAACUAUGGUCUUUGGUGUUUCCAAUAAAGGAAACACUUUUCGUGAUCUGGCUAAACAUUAUAGUAUCUAUUUCUGUGGUCACCUCCAUAGACUAAUAGCUGGCUUAGGUGAUGUAUUGCAGUCAUAUAACACAGUGACAAAGUCACUUGAGCUAGAACUCGGUGACAUGAAAGAGCAUGGACUCUAUAGAAUUGUCGCAGUAGAUCAUGAUCUCAUUUCAUUUACCGACCUCCAACUUCCCCUCAAUCAAAUACCUAAAAAGAUAUCCUCAAACAAGCAUGGCCUUGUCUAUCCUAUGGUCCAAGAUGGUAACGCAACCAAGGUUGUUUGGCCAGAACCUAUUCACCCGUCACCAUCGAUUUUGAUUACCAAUCCAAAGGAUGCUCGUUAUUCGAUACCUAGCAAGGAACCGCUAUGGAGGAUUCAGUCGAGCACGCAUAUCCGAUUUCUGAUCUUUUCUGAGCUAGAGGAUCCUACUCAACUCAAGGUCUCUGUAUAUAUUGAUGGUAGCCCCCAUCCUCAUGAGGCUACGUUUGCUCAAGAUAAGUUAUGGACAGCUCCAUGGAACACAUCUCUUCUUGAUCCUCGUACACAUCAUACUUUGACCAUUCGUGCAGAAACACCUGAUGGUGCUAAAGGCGCAUCGACCGUUUUAUUUAGAGUUGACGGUCAGAGAAUGAAUAUUGGUGGUGGGCCAGGAGAGUUCAUUAUCAAAUCGCAUAUGUCUAGUUUUACCCAGCCAGGACAUGCAGGUCAAGCAACACGCGACUAA
Molecule: messenger RNA, 1506 nt
Organism: Rhizopus microsporus ATCC 52813
Lineage: Eukaryota; Fungi; Mucoromycota; Mucoromycetes; Mucorales; Rhizopodaceae
Product: Metallo-dependent phosphatase
Exons: 7
Coding region: 1-1506 (501 amino acids)
Molecular function (GO): hydrolase activity
Source: RefSeq, a predicted model, not a curated record